Molecule: messenger RNA, 921 nt
Organism: Coccomyxa subellipsoidea C-169
Lineage: Eukaryota; Viridiplantae; Chlorophyta; Trebouxiophyceae; Coccomyxaceae
Exons: 9
Coding region: 1-921 (306 amino acids)
Source: RefSeq, a predicted model, not a curated record
AUGCAGGAGAAGAUGGAGGACUACAAGAAGCAGCUGGAUGGUCUGAGCCGCAAAGUGGAUCAGCUCAUGGCGGAGAAGGCCUCACUGGAGACCAGGACUCAAUUGCUGGAGAAAGUGGUGCGCAUGAAGGAUGAGAAGCUGGAUGUGCAGGCAACCAAUCCUGAAGAGUAUGUCAAUGAGAACGAGUGGCCGAUGCACAAUCUGGCAAUGAGGCGAUCCGUGCACGAUGUUCUGUCGCUUGCAAAGGGCGGCAAUCCAGGCAUAAGCUUGGAUGACAUGCGCAACACCAGCCCGCAGCAGAUGGAGCAGUAUCAUGUGGAGGUUGUGGAGUUCCUGUCUCAGCAGUUGAUCCACCCGGAUGUGGACAUUCCGGGCUCGGCUACCAGCGAGCUGGUCAACAAAAUCGUCCUGGGAAUGUCACACGUGGGCUUGAACUCGGAGCAGAAGCGGCAGCUGCUGGCGAGUCACCGGCGGCUGCUUGCCAAAAUGGACACCAUCAUGCGCGAGCGGACUGGGAUAGUGGUGGCUGUGGGGCUGGCGCUGCCGUCUGCUGACAGGCCCAGCAUCAGCAUCGACGACUGCGAGCGCUCUAGCGACAACUACCUCCAGCUGUGCCAGGUGUCGGAUGCUCUGAAGACCAGCCUGGCAAAGGAGCACCAGGCAGUCGUGCAGUUCUAUGAAGAGACGCAGACAGAGCAUUCGCCGCUGACACCGCUGCAGGAGGCGCGAAUCCUGGUGGAGAUCUUCCCGCACCGCUUUGAGACCCUGGACUUCUGCAGCAUCCUGGCAACUCUGAAAAAUGAGGGUGCGGCGGCGCAGGGUCAGGGAGGGAGCGCCCCAGGAGCACCUUGCAUAACCACCCGUACCGACCUGCCGCCAGCUGGCGCCACAUCACCUUCUGCCGCCAAGGAAGCGGAUUAG